Aspergillus mulundensis is the source of this 804-nucleotide messenger RNA. RefSeq names its product syntaxin family protein. Gene Ontology annotation, cellular component: endomembrane system; SNARE complex. Gene Ontology annotation, molecular function: SNAP receptor activity; SNARE binding. The coding region runs from base 1 to 804 and encodes 267 amino acids. The transcript has a single exon. The record is from RefSeq and is a predicted model, not a curated record. Lineage: Eukaryota; Fungi; Ascomycota; Eurotiomycetes; Eurotiales; Aspergillaceae. Gene Ontology annotation, biological process: vesicle fusion; intracellular protein transport.
AUGCCGAACCCUUCCCAACUAUUCCUCCUCGCCGAUCACAUCAAACUCUCUCUUCUCGAACGCCAACGAGCCAUUUCGCUGAGUCUAGAACCCAACAGCCAAGAUGGCGAAAUCUCCCGCUCGCUCGAGUCCCUACGAGAAGGCAUCGAGAGCGUCGAGGCCGACGUUACACGGUUAGAAGAAUCGAAUGAUGAGGCGGCUUCCGACUUGAAAGACCAACUCGUCCAUCUACGCUCGCAGUACAGCGACUUAUCGUCGCAAUUCCGCGGUCCCGCCGGUUCAUCAUUCGCCGAUGACCGGUCAGAUUCAGCAUCGCCGCAAUUCACCAGCAUCAAAGGCUCAUCGCCGGACCUGAAACAGCCUGUUCCGCAGCAUCCGCCGUCUAAAUCUGUUCGUUUCAUGGACGAUUCUGCCGCCGCCGAAGAGGAUCUCAACCGUCGCAACCUGUUCCAGCCAUACCGAGACUCGCCCUCACCCGAAGGCGUGGAUACGACUGACAUGUCGAACCAACAGGUUUACGACCAUCAUGACCGGGUGAUGCGGGAGCAAGACGAGCAGUUAGACCGGCUGGGCGAGUCGAUCGGGCGGCAGCAUCAGCUGAGCAUCCAAAUUGGGGACGAGCUCGAUGGCCAUGUGGCGUUGUUGGAUGAGAUGGACGGUACUGUUGACCGACAUCAGAGCAGACUCGACAACGCCCGGCGACGCAUUGACAAAAUCCGCAGGAGUGCUGGGGAGAAUUGGAGUAUGAUGACCAUCAUUGGGUUAAUCAUCAUCCUAGUCAUCCUGAUCGUCCUUUUGAAAUGA